AAGUACGAUAGCAUGACUGCAUGUGUUGAUGUGCAAUCAUGUCAGAUGUAUUAGGAUCAGGACCCUCUUCAGCUUUUGACGAAACUGACGAUAAAGCAAAUACAGCUGAUGAAGAAGAAGAGAGAAAAUUUUCAGCAGCACAGAAAGCAAGAGUUGAGCGAAAUCGUCAAAAGGCUUUACUCCUUAGGCAGUCCAGGCUAGCUAAAAAGCCUUACACUGCCAUAGACUCAAAACAGAAGGUGACACGCACCAUCGAUACUGGGGCAGGAUUCUUCCUGGAAGAAGAGGAGGAAGAAGAAGAAAAGGCAAAAAAGGCAGAGGUCAAACACCCACUAGGUCCUGUUUUGGAGUCUGAUGCACUGCUUUGUGAUGAUUGCGGAAAAGAAUUCAUGGACUCUUGGCUGUUGACAACCUACAAUGCUAAUGUGUGUGAUGUCUGCAAAGAUGACACAGAGAAACAUCCUCUGGUGACAAAAACAGAAGCCAAGGACAGAUACCUCCUAAAAGAUUCAGAUCUAGAAAUUCGAGAUCCACCCCUCAAAUUCAUCAUCCGCAAAAAUCCCAGGAACCCUCGCUGGGGAGACAUGAAGCUAUACUAUGAACCUCAGGUAUAUGACCGUGCUAUGGAGGUAUGGGGGUCAGAAGAGGGACUAGAGAAAGCACAUGAUGAGAGGUCCUCAAAAAGGGAAACAGCAAAACGAAAAAAGUUUGACAAGAAAGUCAAAGAAUUACGACUGGCUGUCAGAAGUAGUUUAGUUAAGGUGAACUCGGGACCACAUGAGCACAAGUAUGGCCCUGAGUCAUACGACGAGGAAUCCGAUAUGUACAGUGUCUCCUGUGAAUGUGGUCAUGUUAGAACGUAUGAGAAAAUGUGAGAUAAAAUGAACAUGUGGGACAUACUGACUGAAUGUGACAACACAAUGCAGUGUGGACUUUUACUUGAAUUAUUUAUUGAUUUGUGUAUUUGUUUUCAUCUCAGAUGUGAUCAAGGAAGAAGUAAUUGUUUUUGAGCUCAGGUGUACAGUUCUUUUCUGUGCAAUUGUCAACAGGAUACAUACUAAAAGACUUAUAAAUAAAUUAUGAUAAAUUGCUGUAGAAAUUGUCAUAGCUAGAGAAUUGAGCAUUAAAACUCUCUAAUUUUUGCUUGUGAUAUGUUACAAAUAUCACAGAAUCUCUUGCAAGGAUGAUUGUCAAAUAAGUUACAUAAAUGAAAUAGAAUUUUCAUAGUGUAUUAAUUCAGACUUAUAGGUAAAGUUAACAUAGAAUUUCGAUAUUAAGAAUUCUAUGACAUUGACUUGCAAUUAUAUCUGA
Messenger RNA from Saccostrea echinata, 1311 nucleotides. RefSeq names its product DNA repair protein complementing XP-A cells homolog. Gene Ontology annotation, biological process: nucleotide-excision repair involved in interstrand cross-link repair; base-excision repair; UV-damage excision repair. The coding region runs from base 39 to 875 and encodes 278 amino acids. Gene Ontology annotation, molecular function: damaged DNA binding. Gene Ontology annotation, cellular component: nucleotide-excision repair factor 1 complex. The record is from RefSeq and is a predicted model, not a curated record. Lineage: Eukaryota; Metazoa; Mollusca; Bivalvia; Ostreida; Ostreidae. The transcript has 7 exons.